Acipenser ruthenus (sterlet) is the source of this 3145-nucleotide messenger RNA. Its product is annotated as ubiquitin-conjugating enzyme E2 Z-like. Gene Ontology annotation, cellular component: nucleus. Lineage: Eukaryota; Metazoa; Chordata; Actinopteri; Acipenseriformes; Acipenseridae. The coding region runs from base 410 to 1705 and encodes 431 amino acids. The transcript has 7 exons. Gene Ontology annotation, molecular function: cysteine-type endopeptidase inhibitor activity; ubiquitin conjugating enzyme activity. The record is from RefSeq and is a predicted model, not a curated record. Gene Ontology annotation, biological process: negative regulation of apoptotic process.
GCUUUUCCCGCAAGGUGGCAGUGCAACCACUUCAGUCUCCAACGAUAGAAGGAAGUGACUCGGGGAAAACAAAACAUCGAGGCUGAGAGAGAUGAAUUUACACAGGGCGCCUGUCAACAGCCUGCUACUGUCUUCCGUGUUCCGAAUCUGCGCACAACAACAACAACAACAACAACAACAACAACAACAACAACAACAACAACAACAACAACAACAACAACAACAACAAUAAUAAUAAUAAUAAUAAUAAUAAUAAUAAUUAAUUGUUAUUAUUAUUAGCCCGAACGAGAAACUGUCCGCUCUGUCUAAUAUAACGCUAUAAGUCCUCUUAUUCUUUUGAGAUCAUAUCCCCUCCCUCAGAGAGAAAGACUGGCAGAGAGGGAGAGAAAAAAAAAAAGAAUUGAGAAACAUGGCGGACAGUGCUGGGGAAGCGCCGUCUCAUCAGCUUAUAGCCGGUCCUGCUACCGCCGCCGCCUCUGCGGGAAUCGUCGUCAGUGGCGGCGGCACCGCCGGAACCCUCUUAACUCCGUUUCUGCCGAGCUUCGGGAAUUCACUGGCGCCGGGUGCCGGUAACUCCGCCGGGACGGCCUCCACUGCAGCUGUGUCUGGGCACGGUUUCGUGCCUGCUGCUGGUUCGAGUGUUACCGGUACCAUUGGGGACGUGUCCCCGGGUUUCGGUACUGCCAUUGGUGUCCUCGACACGGCGGUGGGUACUGCCAUAGCCCCCUCUUCCGGCGUCGGUAACGCCGUCGCCUCAGCGAUCCCCAGCAUCGGUUUAGGCAUCACCGGGACUAACACCCCGAAUAUAGCCACAGGUUUGCACACCGUCUCCGGGUCCGUGGCCGGAGCGGGUUUGCUUUCCCAGCUUCACUCCGCGUUCUGGGACCCGACCAUUAGCACGGACUGGGAUAGCGAGAAAGCGUCCCAGCAGUGUAUACUGAGGAUCAAAAGAGACAUCAUGUCAAUCUACAAGGACCCCCCCCCAGGCAUGUUUGUGGUUCCAGACCCUCAUGACAUGACUAAGAUCCAUGCCCUGAUCACGGGCCCCUUUGAUACCCCUUACGAGGGCGGAUUCUUCCUCUUCCUGUUCCGCUGCCCCCCCGACUACCCCAUCCACCCCCCCAGGGUGAAGCUCAUGACCACGGGCAACAAAACAGUGCGAUUCAACCCCAACUUCUACCGCAACGGCAAGAUCUGCCUCAGCAUCCUGGGGACGUGGACCGGCCCCGCUUGGAGCCCGGCUCAGAGCAUCUCCUCGGUGCUCAUCUCCAUCCAGUCCCUGAUGACAGAGAACCCGUACCACAACGAGCCCGGCUUCGAGCAGGAGAGGCACCCCGGGGACAGCAAGAACUACAACGAGUGCAUCCGCCACGAGACCAUGAGGGUGGCGGUGAGCGACAUGCUGGACGGGAAGUGCCCCUGCCCCGAGGCCCUGUGGAGUGUGAUGGAGAAGUCCUUUCUGGAGUACUAUGAUUUCUACGAGGGAGUCUGCAAGGAGCGCCUUCACCUGCAGGGGCAGAGCAUGCAGGAUCCUUUCGGUGAGAAGAGAGGGCACUUUGACUACCAGAACCUGCUGACCCGGAUCACAGCCAUCCAGCAGCGCGUGAAGGAGAAAUGCCAGAGCCAGGUGAAGGAUGUGGACACGGACUCGGACUCCAGUUCCACAGGGACCGACCCCGACAGCCAGGGCAGCUCCCAGCCCUAGAGGGAGAGGGAGAGAAACUCUGGAACAGAACUCUUUUCGUAAGAGACGCGAAGUUCCAGCUUUUUCUAACCCUUUUCCGUAGGAGACAAUUUUUUUUUUUUUUUUUUUUGGGAAGCUACUCCUUCCAAAUGAUCGCUAUAAGCUUCAGUGCGGAGUUCGGUGAUUUAAAUAAAUGCAUACAUAUAAAUGAUAAUAAUGGAAUAAAUAAAAAUGUUUAUUACAAAGACUGUGCUGGGGUUCCCGAAUGGUUCAGGCUGUCAGCGUUCUAGAGUGUUCUAGAGGAUUCCAGAAGAGAUAUUUCUGGAAUGAUUUCCGUGAGGUUUGUAGCGUUCUAAAAGCAGCUGGCAGCCACAGGAAGACGUUUCUGCUUAUUUUCAAAGACCGGCAGCGUCUCAAACGCAAGGGCUCUCGCUCUCUCUCUCUCUCUCUCUCUCUCUCUCUCUCUCUACUUUGCGGAAUCUGGAUCGGAGCGCACAGGAACACGCCCCCUUGUGGCUACAACAGCAACCACCACAACCAAAGAGCAGGAACAUGGACCCCUCCAGAGAAUCCCGAGAGAACGUUUCAAACUUCUCUGUUUUGUUCUUAUGAGUUAUUAUUGUUGUAUGAUUUGUUAAGGAGUACAGAAUAAUAAUAUUAAUGAGAAUGUUGAUGCAAACAAAAAUGUAAUGUUCAUGAUAACAAAAUUAAAUGCCUAACUUGUGAUUUUUGUAGUUAGGCAACAGGUAAGUUUAUAUAUAUAUAUAGAUAUAGAUAUAGAUAUAGAUAUAGAUAUAGAUAGAUAGAUAUAUAUAUAGAUAGAUAGAUAGAUAGAUAGAUAGAUAGAUAGAUAGAUAGAUAGAUAGAUAGAUAUAUAUAUAUAUAUAUAUAUAGAUAGAUAGAUAUAUAUAUAUAUAUAUAUAUGGUGUUCCAUAAAUCAGACAUCAAGGACAAUAUUAUAUAUUAUAUGGCAAUAAGACUCCUGUUGCAUAGCAGUUUCACCCAUUCCAGGUUUUACUACCAGCUUGAUUAGCCCCAGUGUGUCUAGCUAGCAAGCUUGUGUGCAUGUGUCUUAUUAAACUCCCAGUAAAACCAGCAGUCGAUCAGACCGCUAUGCAAUGGGAGUCUUAUUCCCAUCCCUGUAUUCUGCCCAUUAGGGAGCUCUCUGUUAAAUAGGGAGGCCUCUCCCUCUUAACUAUCCACAGCAAUCCUGAAUGCCAUCCUUCUGCUUUCUUUAAUUUCAUGCCUGAAAGAGGCUUCUGUUCCUGGCAGUUAUUCCUGUGAUGAUGCCUGGUUGUUGGGACACAGUGAGCGGGUUUGAUAGAUCCGGAUCAGUGCUAGUCUUGGACUGCCUGGCCUCAGGUGACAUUAGCUCGUCCAGGACUGGUGAUGAUCAGGGGUCUGUGGAAGAAGUCAUAUCUGUGUAACCAUAAUGAAAAAUAAAUGACUGGCUGAAAAGGG